GAGAGGACUGUACCAGGACAAGGUGUUCUGCUUCAUCCAUCUGAGUGUUCAGGAGUUUCUGGCUGCUCUUCAUGUCCAUCUGACCUUCAUCAACUCUGGACUAAAUCCUCUGGUAGAACAACAUACAACAUCCCAGAAUUCUGAAACAAAAGAAUCUGCAGAGACUCUCUUCUACCAGAGUGCUGUGGACAAGGCCUUACAGAGUUCAAAUGGACACCUGGACUUGUUCCUGCGCUUCCUUCUGGGUCUUUCACUGCAGACCAAUCAGAAGCUCUUACGAGGCCUAUUGACACAGACAGGAUGUAUUUCAGAAACCAAUAAGGAAACGGUCCAGUACAUCAAGAAGAAGCUUAAUGAGAAUAUGUCUGCAGAGAAAAGCAUCAAUCUGUUCCACUGUCUGAAUGAACUGAAGGAUCACUCUUUAGUGGAGGAGAUCCAACAGUCUCUGAGAUCAGGAAGUCUCUCCACAGAUAAACCAUCUCCUGCUCAGUGGUCAGCUCUGGUCUUCAUCUUACUGUCAUCAGACGAAGAACUGGAAGCAUUUGACCUGAAUAAAUACUCUGCUUCAGAGGAGGCUUUUCUGAGGCUGCUUCCAGUGGUACAAGCCUCUAACACAGCUCUACUGAGUGGCUGUAGCCUCUCAGAGAGAAGCUGUGAAACUCUGUCCUCAGUUGUGAGCUCUCAUUCCUCUAAUCUGAGACAGCUGGACCUGAGCAACAAUGACCUACAGGAUUCAGGAGUGAAGCUUCUGUGUGUUGGAGUCGCAAGUCAACACUGCAAACUAGAAACGCUAAGACUUACUGACUGUAACCUGACAGAGACAAGCUGUGAAGAUCUGUCCUCAGCUGUGAGCUCCCAGUCCUCUUGUCUGAGAGAGCUGGACCUGAGUAAUAAUGACCUACAGGAUUCAGGAGUGAAACUUCUGUGUGUUGGAGUAGCAAAUGAACACUGCAAACUCGAAAUUCUAAGACUAAGUGGCUGUAACCUGUCAGACCCAAGCUGUGAAGCUCUGUACUUAGUUAUCCACGCCCAAUCAUCUAGUCUCAGAGAGCUUGAUCUGAGUAACAACAACCUGCAGGAUUCAGCAUUGAAGAUACUGAAGACUCCAAACUCGACAAUUAUCAGGGUGGAGCCUGCUGGAGUCCAAUGGUUGAGACCAGGUCUGAGGAAGUAUUCCUGUCAACUCACAAUCAACACAAACACAGUACACACAAACCUCAAACUGUCUGACAACAACAGGAAGAUGACAUAUGUAAGGGAGUUUCAAUCAUAUCCUGAUCAUCCAGACAGAUUUGAUGUUUAUCCUCAGCUGCUGUGUAGAAAUAGUUUGAUUGGUCGCUGUUACUGGGAGGUUGAAUGGAGAGGAAGAGUUGAGAUAUCAGUGAGUUGCAGAAGAAUCAGAAAGAAAGGACGCAGUUAUGACUGUUUGUUUGGAAGGAAUGAUCAUUCCUGGAGUCUGUUGUGCUCUGAUGAUCGUCCUCGUUCUGUCUGGCACAAUAACAGACAAACAUCCAUCUCAUCCUCCUCCUCUGUCUCUAACAGAGUAGCAGUGUAUGUGGACUGUCCUGCAGGCACUCUGUCCUUCUACAGUGUCUCCUCUGACACUCUGAUCCACCUCCACACCUUCAACACCACAUUCACUGAAACUCUUUAUCCUGGGUUUAGAGUCUGGUCUGGAGGUUCGAUGUCUCUGUGUGCACUUGAGUGUAAAGAAUGUCCUCCAGUUAGAGAAACACUCUGAUUGUUGAACAGAUAGUUCAGUCUGUACAUGUCUGUCUCUGUCACUCACAAACACGUUGUCAGAUUCAUGGAUUCAAUCAGUUGAUGUUUUAAACUGUUCUAAAUGAUUCCUUGUAAAUGGCUUGCUCUUCAGUCCCUUAACCUCCUUGGACCUGGUGUCCACAUAUUUGGACAUCACAUUUUUCGUUGUCUUGGCCAAAAUACAACAUUUUGCUCCUCAAGGGCCUAAUAUCCACUCACGAGGACAUUAUACUGGCUCUAUGUUAUCAAAAUGUAAAACUAUCCUCAUGUGGCUCUCUCGUUUUUCCUAGAAACAAAAAUCAGGUAAAACAAAAACUGGUGAUUCUUUGGGACCCAAUGAAUGUAAAAACAAUCAGCCCAAAUAUCAUAGUGAAAUUAAAAAUGUAUGCCAUGGAAGAAUUUGGGUCUUAAGAGGUUAAAGAUGGAAGGUACAAUUAUUCCCGGAUCCACAUUUUAUUUUUAUUUUUCUGCUAACUCGCUGUGAAAAUUUGUGUGUCUCUGAAGCUCCGUUCACAACCUUUAUAUUUCCGUGUUCAACAAGCGUGUUCUGAGCACAUUUAAAUGAAUGCAAAUGUUUGAUUUCUCUUUCUUAAUGUAAUUUUUCUAUCUUGACUGAAUAAGUGGACAUCCAAUUGUACUCAGUGUAUAAAAUAUUAAAGAGACUGAGCAUCU
Oreochromis aureus is the source of this 2433-nucleotide messenger RNA. RefSeq names its product NACHT, LRR and PYD domains-containing protein 12-like. The transcript has 6 exons. NCBI's taxonomy places the organism in Eukaryota, Metazoa, Chordata, Actinopteri, Cichliformes, Cichlidae. The record is from RefSeq and is a predicted model, not a curated record. Gene Ontology annotation, molecular function: protein binding. The coding region runs from base 362 to 1741 and encodes 459 amino acids.